GGGUGGGGGUGUGGAUGCAUUUAUGGUGGUGGCAUCUGAUGGUUAGAGGUAAUAUAAGUCAGUGAGGAAUGGUGAAAUCCAAGAAACAGUCUGGCCUUAGUAAUUGCUUCUUCUCCCUUUUUUCUACCCUAUAAAUCCCCUCCACUCUUCCCUCUCUUCUUCUCACAUUCAUCUUUUUCCUCCAUUUUUUUUUCACCAUUUUGACCCUGGGUAGUGUCCGUACAAUUUUCCCUUGUUGAACCACUUGAACUACCCACACCCACCAUUCCUUUCUUCACCCACUUCAUUCAAUUCCAUUAGAUUCUUUCUCUUCUGAAUCUCCCUGAUUCUUUGAAACCAUGGAUUUGGCCGUGGCUUUGUUGUUGUUCAGUGGCGUUACAUGUUAUCUCUUAUGGUUCACCUUCAUUUCCAGAUCCUUAAAGGGUCCCAGAGUGUGGCCGUUGCUGGGGAGCUUGCCGGGGUUGAUCGAGAACGCGGAACGUAUGCAUGAGUGGAUCGCCGACAACCUACGCGCCUGCGGCGGCACGUACCAGACAUGCAUAUGCGCCGUGCCUUUCUUGGCCAGGAAGCAAGGUCUCGUUACAGUAACAUGCGACCCCAAGAAUUUGGAGCAUAUUUUGAAGAACCGGUUCGAUAACUACCCGAAAGGUCCGAAUUGGCAGUCCGUUUUCCAUGAACUUUUAGGGCAAGGGAUCUUCAACUCCGACGGGGACACGUGGCUGUUUCAGAGGAAGACGGCGGCGUUGGAGUUCACCACGCGGACGCUCCGGCAGGCGAUGGGGAGGUGGGUGAACCGGGCGAUUAAACUCCGGUUCUGUCCGGUUCUAGAGACGGCUCAGGUCGAAGGUAAACCGGUGGAUUUGCAGGAUCUGUUGCUCCGCCUCACGUUCGAUAAUAUCUGCGGGUUGGCGUUUGGAAAGGACCCGGAAACGCUGGCGCCGGGGCUGCCGGAGAACACGUUCGCGGCGGCGUUUGACCGCGCCACGGAGGCGUCGCUCCAGCGGUUCAUCUUGCCGGAGGUGAUUUGGAAGGUGAAGAAAUGGCUGCGCCUCGGAAUGGAAGUUAGCCUGAGCAGAAGCUUAGAACAGCUGGAUGAGUAUAUGUCGAGCAUCAUUAAAGCUCGAAGGAUCGAGCUCCAAAACGACAACAACAACAACAUUAAUCUCCACGACGAUCUCCUCUCGCGAUUCAUGAAGAAGAAGGAAUCCUACUCCGACGACAAGGUUCUGCAACACGUGGCGCUCAACUUCAUCCUAGCUGGACGAGACACGUCAUCCGUCGCCCUCUGCUGGUUCUUCUCCCUCAUCAUGCAAAACCCUAGAGUCGAGGAAAACAUCCUCCGCGAAAUCUGCACCGUUCUCGCCGAGACACGCGGCGGAAACUUCGGAGACAAAAUGUCGGCGUGGCUCGACGAGCCGUUGCAGUUCGAGGAAGUCGAUAAAUUGGUGUACCUGAAAGCCGCACUGUCGGAAACUCUCCGCCUCUACCCGUCCGUGCCGGAGGACUCGAAGCACGUGGUCGCCGACGACGUGUUGCCGGACGGGACAUUUGUUCCGGCGGGUUCAUCGGUAACCUACUCCAUAUACUCCGCCGGAAGGAUGAAAUCCACGUGGGGAGAAGACUGCUUAGAAUUCAAACCGGAAAGAUGGUUAACCCCAGACGGGACGAAAUUCAUAAUGCAAGAUCAAUACAAAUUCAUAUCAUUCAACGCCGGUCCAAGAAUCUGUCUAGGCCGGGACUUAGCCUAUCUACAAAUGAAGUCCAUAGCCGCCGCCGUGCUCCUCCGGCACCGCCUAUCCCUCUCUCCCGGCCACCAAGUGGAGCAGAAAAUGUCACUCACCCUCUUCAUGAAAGACGGGCUCAAGGUAAAAGUCCAUCCCAGAGACCUAACACCCAUCGUCUCCGCCAUGAAAGACGAUCAUAACAGAGCUCCGGCCAGCGUUAAAUGCAACGGCGUUAAUGAGGGAGGUACAGAAUCAACAGAAGGGUAAUUAAGGUUGUUGGUAAGGUGGUUGGGAGGAUUUAAGGAUUGGUUUGGUGUUGAUUAAAUUGUGGGUAGAAAUGGUAGCUGAAUGGGAUUUAAGCAUGAAUGAAUUGAACCGGGUUUAAUGGCGUAUGGAUCUGACAAUGGGGAGAGGUGUUCACAUGGAGGAUUAAUGUUGUGGCGAGCUGUGAGGAGUUAAGGUUGGCUCCUCAUCAGACAUAAUUCUCAUGAACGUACAUCUCAUUCAUUAAUAUUGCAGACAGGGGGGUUGGACCGAGUUAAGGUUGGGGAGACAAUCCUCAAAUUUUUCUGCGUGUAUUUACUCUUCUAUUAUUCUUUUUUCUUUUUCCUUAUUUUAUGUUAAAUUAUUCUUAUUUUUCUUGGCAUAAGAUUACCCAAAAAAUUCUUUGUACCUUUGCUUUGUAAUAUUAUUUUACGUACUACUAUUGGGUAUGUUGAUUCUUUCGUCUUCCUUGUAUGUCAGUCUGCAGUGUUAGCUUU
Ipomoea nil (Japanese morning glory) is the source of this 2485-nucleotide messenger RNA. RefSeq names its product cytochrome P450 86A8-like. Bases 339 to 1991 code for a protein of 550 amino acids. The transcript has a single exon. The record is from RefSeq and is a predicted model, not a curated record. Gene Ontology annotation, molecular function: heme binding; iron ion binding; oxidoreductase activity, acting on paired donors, with incorporation or reduction of molecular oxygen. Lineage: Eukaryota; Viridiplantae; Streptophyta; Magnoliopsida; Solanales; Convolvulaceae.